Lineus longissimus is the source of this 5390-nucleotide messenger RNA. Its product is annotated as rabankyrin-5-like. The transcript is spliced from 22 exons. The record is from RefSeq and is a predicted model, not a curated record. Lineage: Eukaryota; Metazoa; Nemertea; Pilidiophora; Heteronemertea; Lineidae. Gene Ontology annotation, molecular function: protein binding; metal ion binding. The coding region runs from base 2 to 3526 and encodes 1174 amino acids.
GAUGGCGGAUGCUGAAGUCACCAAGCUUCAGAACCAUUUGAAGCUACUGCGGGAGGAGUAUGUGAAGUUGCAAAGCAAGCUUGCAGAUGUUGAACGCAAAUACCAAGUUGCCGCUGCGUCAGCUGGCCAGGCCAAGGAAGAUAACUUUGUUUCCCGGCUCUUGAAGACAGUGGCAGAUCUGUUUGAUAAGGAACUAUACAGUGACCUCCAUGUUCAGCUUGAUGGUCAAAGCAUCAAAGCUCAUAGAUUUGUUCUCGCUGCACGCAGUGUUUUCUGGGGUGUCACGGACCUGAGCAAGGUUUCUGAACUGGACUUGUCAGGCAUUCCAUAUGAGGUUGGCCACGCUUUGUUGAAAUGGGUUUAUACAGAUCAGGUGGAUAUGAAAAAGGAUGACAUAUUUAUCCUGGACUUGAUGAAGGCAGCAAGCAAGUUCAGGCUGGGGCCCCUUCGGGACAGGUGUGAGAAAGCUCUGAUGUCGUCGGUUCAUGUCGGCAACUGCAUCAGAUAUUAUGAGACAGCUGAUGAGAUUGGUGCAGAAAUACUCAAGAGUCACUGCUCAGAACUCAUCUCAAAUCAUUGGAAUGACUUCACCAGUGAGGACUUUGCUCAAAUGACAGCGCCGCUGUUGUACAACAUGUUCAAGCAGAAGACAGAGUACCCACUACAUCAAGCCAUCAGAGCGAACAGGGAGGAUGUGGUGUUUCUUUAUCUUAUUGAAUAUGAUGCAGAGGUUAAGUCGGCUAGAGACAAUAAUUUAUAUAACCCUGAGCUGCCAGGAAAACUGAAUGAAAUAGACAACAGAGGAGACAUUCCGAUGGACUUGGCUUUACAAGGCAAACAAGAAAGUAUAGCUGAGACGUUGAUCAGUCAUCGGGUGGAUGUAAACAGGACUGAUAAUGCUGGCAGGUGCCUCUUACAUAAGGCACUCGAGAGAGCUGAUGAAUUUUCCUCAUCUUUCCUGAUCAAGAACAAGUGUAAUGUAAACGCAGCCACAAACCUUGACAAGGAGACUGCGCUUCACUUGGUGGCCUCGUUCAACCCUGAGAUGACAGAUGCUGAUACCGUGCAGGGAAUGGCUAGAAUAGCUCAGCAAUUACUUGAUGGACAUGCUAAUGCUAACGUGCAGGAUUCAGAGGGAAACACCCCGUUACACCGGGCAAUUAGAUCGAAGAAUGAGGCUGUGUUCUCAAUCCUGCUGUCCCACUCUGACCUUAAUCUCGAACUGCAGACAUCAGAUGGUGAGACGGCCCUUUGGUUGGCUCUACAGACAGCUGGUACCAGUGGUGAGGACCAAUCACCGGACAGUUUCUAUAGUGAUCAGAGUUUUGCCGUUCGGCUGAUCAAACGUGGGUCAUCACCUGAUGCUAUCAAUCCAGAAACUGGUGAUAUGUUAUUACAUCGAGCAGCCCGAGCUGGUAAUGAGGUGGCUGCCCUCUUCCUAGCCUCACAUGGUGCUAAAGUCAAUCAUAUUAAUCACAAGGGAGAAAGUCCCCUCCACACUGCCUGCCAAAAGGGCCUUGCCCGCCUCACAGAAACAUUACUCCUGAAAGGGUCCAAUCCAAACGUACAGACCCGUGCUUCACUCGAUGGUCCUGCCACGCCCGCAUCUUGUUUUGAAGAGGAAGAUGAAGCACCCAUUAUACAGCAGACACCUUUGCAUGUUGCCAUUAGCAACCGGCAUGAAGAGUGUGUCAAAGUUUACCUCAACCAUAAAGCUCGUUCAUCACAGUCUGGUGACAACACCAUGAUCAUCCCCAACUUCAGCCUGAAGGACUCCUGUGAGCAGACACCAUUUGGUCUCGCCCUCUGGAAUGGUUUCCAUGGCAUUGCCAUCCAGUUGUUGACAGGUGGCGCCGGGGUGAUCAAUGAUAAAAGUUCCGACGGCAUGACGCUGCUGCAUCAGGGGAUCAUGAAGCAAGACACACCGAGUGCUUUGUUCCUCUUGGAGCAUCAAGCUGACAUCAAUAUCAAGACACGAGACAAUGAAACACCUCUCCAGCUAGCCAUAAAGCGCCACCUGCCCGUCGUUGUGGAUGCGUUGUGUAGCCGUGGUGCUAACAUGAACAUGAUCUCCGAGAGGGGCGACUGUCCGCUAUGGCAGGCACUUGAAACUGGGCAAGAGGACAUCGCAUCUACUUUGGUACGACAUGGCUGUGAUGCUACAAUGUGGGGCCCUGGACCCGAGGGCUGUAUCCAGACUCUUCUGCACAGGGCUAUUGAUGAAAACAAUGAGGCUGUAGGAACGUUCCUCAUCAGGAGCGGUUGUGAUGUUAAUAGCAUCAGGAAGCUCGGACCGAAUGGUGAAGGAGUGGAUGUAGUCAAAGAUAAGCAGGGUCCUCUGCACAUGGCGAGUAGCUGGGGCAUGGAAGGGAUUGUUCAAGCGCUAGUCGAACAUAAUGCUGACGUAAACAUUCAAGACGCGGACGGAAACUCGCCGUUACACAUCGCCAUCAUCAACCAGCAUCCCGUUAUCAUCGCAUUACUCAUGUCCCAUCCUGCCCUCAAUCUGAACAUCCGCGACAAACAUGGCAUGACGCCAUUUGCGACGGCCAUGACGACCAAAAAUAACAAAGCUGCUCAGAGCAUCCUGGAUCGUGAACCAACUGCUGCUGAACAGGUUGACAACAAGGGCAGGAACUUCCUUCAUAUUGCAAUCCAGAAGUCAGACAUUGAGAGCGUUCUCUUUUUGAUAAGUAUCCAUGCUAACGUUAACUCGCGCGUCCAGGAUGCCCAGCAACUCACACCCCUACAUCUUGCAGUACAAGCCGGCUCAGAAAUUAUCGUUCGGAACUUGUUGCUCGCUGGAGCUCAUGUCAAUGAUCUGAUGGCCCAGAAACAGAACGCCCUCCACAUCGCUGCCGAACAUGACCAGAGUACAAUCGCCAGCGUCCUGCUGGAGAAUGGAACAGACUUUGAUGCUGUGGAUGAUGCUGAAAAUAAUGCGCUGCAUAUAGCUGUUCAACAUGGUAACAUCAACACUGUGAGAGUUCUUCUGACAGAAUCGAGGAUUAAUGCCGAAGGCUUCAACAUGAGAGGUCAGACCCCAAUGCAUAUCCUAGGCCAGUAUGGCAAGGAGAAUGCAGCAGCCAUCUUUGAGUUAUUCAAGGAGAGUAUGCCAGAGUAUCCAAUAGACAGGCAGGAUGCUGAGGGGAAUAAUGUGUUGCUUUUGGCGUACAUCAACGGCAAUGCAAAUCUGUGUCGGGCUGUGGUGCGUGCUGGUGGAUCCUUGGGAUGCGUCAACAAAAACGGGUUCUCAAUCUUCAACUUCCCUGUGCCAACUAAACAGCUGCUGUUCAAGUUACUAGACAUGCUGUCUAAGGAGCCUCCAUGGAGUGAGGGCGAGGCCUGCUUGGAGUGUGCCAUCAAGUUCAGUAUCAAAACCCGCAGACAUCACUGCCGUCACUGCGGGCGUCUCCUCUGCUCGAAAUGCUCAGACAAGGACAUGCCAAUCGUCAAGUUUAACCAGGCGAAGCCAGUCCGUGUUUGUGAAAUGUGUUUUGACGUGCUCAGUCUUGGUGCAUUAUGACCUGAACAUUCAUGAGCUGCACAGUAUUUGCCCAUAAUGUCUUCUUGACCCUCAAGUGCUUGCUCUGUUACGCCUUUGGACUUCACUCUCUGUGUAGUCCUUGAUGACGUUGUUAGUUCGAUUAGGAGCCGAUGGUGCCGUAAUGUAGUGUAGCCAAGGGGUCAACGUCUUCCUUGGGCUAUGCACAUCAUCACCUGGGUUCAUUCUGCAUGUAGUAUCAGUCAUGAACAAGAGAUACGUCAAGAUAAAGUGACAGGGUUUUUCCUCUGGGGGAAGGGUAUUCAGUGAUCAGUGCAAGAGGUGUACAAUGACUGCAUGAGUCAUUGCCUCUUAUGAAUUACUGCCAGGAGGAUCAAACCUAUUGAUUUGUUACACACUGAUAAGUAGUGCACUGCUAAUAAUAGUGCCAAGUACUACUCUGUGCCAGAUACAAAUAUGAUGAAAGAGCUAAUGAGAUUGAGGAGAGUUUUCAUAUAAAAGUUAUUGUGGGAUUAGUUACAUCUAACAAACAAAAAUAAGUAUGUUCUUACAUGUAAAUGCUUGUUGUUGUCAAUUGCACUGUUAUAUACAUUAUAAGUGAGCUUCAAGUGCAUGUCUAGUUGCUUUGGCUUUUUUGGGAGAUAAAUAAUUCAAAAUACAAAUAAAUUGUAUGACUUUUCAAAUGUAUUGGUUAUUUUUUGAUGGGUGAUUACCAGUUCCAUAUACAAUUUACUUAAGACAUAAUAAGUCAUGUGAUUUCUAAUAUUCUUUGAUAAAUUUACUUUGCUUGAGUAUUUUCAAUGAUAUUUUUUCCAAGUAAUUUCAAGGAUGUGUUGAUUUCUUUAUAGUCCAAAUAGUGGAAGGAAAGUGCAUGUUUUAAUAGAGGACUAAUAAUAUAUUGAAACUUGUAACAAAUUGUUUUAAAAGCAGACCGUGUAAAGCUAGAAUAAGUGUGUUCUUCAGAGCUGAUUUAGGGUUGAACUGGUUCAGUGUUCAGAAGGGAUGUAGAGGCAGAAGCUACGUAAUAUUGUUGAUGUACAUGUACAUGUACUUUAGAAGAGCUGUUUAUACAAGGACUGCUGGCAACUUCAUGACCCUUAAUCUUGCCGACCUGGCUCGUGGCAAUAGUCUCCCCUCAAAUUGAAAUAGUGUGGUAAUUGUUCCACCUAUUCUUUUGCAGUCAAAUACAUUUUUACAUUAGUGGUUCUUUACAUGAAGUGGUCAAAAAUUUGUUUCAAUAGAAUGCAAUCAUGAAAAUGUCUGUCAUGCAGUUGUCAGAUUUAGAGAAAAAAUUGUAUCUGAACAAUUUCUGGUACUCUUUCUUGGCUUAAAGCUUAACUUUCAUGUUUUAUAGCCUGUUAGUGUGUAUUACAUUCAGUUUAUUAAAAAUAUUGUUAUGUAGAAAGCUUUUUAUUCUUUUUAAAGAUUAUCUUGAUGCAUAAUAUAGAAUUAGUUGAACUGGUGCAUUACAUCUAGUUGGGACUUUGUCAUAUUGACGAUGUCUUUGUCCCAAAUAUUUGUAUCAUGUUUUAGGCAGCGGUCAAUAUAAACACUGUACCCUCUCUCGUCAGGCGUGAUUGACACCUUAGUCAACAGUCGACCUUUACGAGCACUGACAACAGCCAUGGCGGUCAGAGAGGUGGAGAAAAACGUGUUGCUCAUAAUUUAAAGCUUGUAACUGAUUUAAAAAAGCCUAGUCAAUAAUUCCAUGAUCAUUACUUAAUAUGUAACGUAGUACUGGAAUUGUACAUGUAUGAAUAAUCUUAUGUACUGUUUUAGGUUACUUACUUUGUUGUUUUGUAUAUAAAACUUCAUGAAUUGUAAAUCUUGAUUGAUCAUUUUCUUUGAUUAUGGGUCACAUGACAACAAUUAGAUUAAAAAUUUA